Messenger RNA from Ilex paraguariensis (yerba mate), 1266 nucleotides. The record is from the annotation of a GenBank genome assembly. NCBI's taxonomy places the organism in Eukaryota, Viridiplantae, Streptophyta, Magnoliopsida, Aquifoliales, Aquifoliaceae.
AUGAAGGACUCAAACUCAAAGCCAUGGAGACCCUUUACAGCAAACUGCUGCUCCGUCGAGGAUCAGGCAGUUUUCGGCAACUUCAGCCGCUGUCGGCCCUCGCGAUCGGAUUUUUCCAAGAACAUUGCCCCAUUACCUUCCUUUCGCCGGUUAUCGUUCUCUAGCUUAAGUCGUUCUUCAUCAACUCGGAUCAAUGAAGACCUUGCUCAGUCCUUCGGGCCUGACUUGUUGGAUUUUCAACUCAGUGAGUUACGUGCCAUAACUCAGAAUUUUUCGAGCCAUUUCUUAUUGGGUGAAGGCGGGUUUGGGACUGUGCAUAAGGGUUAUGUCGAUGAUAAUUUGAGGGCUGGUUUGAAGGCUCAAGCUGUUGCUGUAAAGCUUCUUGACAUUGAAGGCCUGCAAGGGCACAGGGAAUGGCUUGCGGAAGUAAUAUUUCUUGGACAGCUAAGGCACCCAAAUUUGGUGAAAUUAAUCGGUUACUGCUGUGAAGAUGAAGAGCGACUUCUUGUAUAUGAGUUCAUGCCCCGAGGAAGCUUAGAAAAUCAUCUCUUUAAGAGACUCUCAGUUGCCCUGCCAUGGGGCACAAGGUUGAAGAUUGCAAUGGGAGCAGCCAAAGGUCUUGCCUUCUUGCAUGGUGCUGAGAAACCUGUCAUAUACCGUGACUUCAAAACUUCCAAUGUCUUGCUAGAUUCUGACUUCAAUGCUAAAUUAUCAGAUUUUGGACUUGCAACAAUGGGCCCUGAAGGAUCAAACACCCAUGUAACCACUAGAGUGAUGGGCACUUAUGGAUAUGCUGCCCCUGAAUAUGUCAGUACAGGGCACUUAACCACCAAAAGCGACAUAUAUAGCUUUGGAGUAGUUCUGCUAGAACUACUAACAGGACGAAGAGCAAUGGACAAAACAAGGCCCAAGACUGAACAAAACCUUGUUGAUUGGGCAAAACCCUACUUGACUAGCAGCCGGAGGUUGCGCUGCGUGAUCGACCCAAGACUUGCGGGGCAGUAUUCUGUCAAAGGAGCAAAGGAGAUUGCCCUUCUAGCAUUACAAUGUGUGAGCUUGAACCCCAAAGACAGGCCUAAAAUGCCAGCCAUUAUCGAAACUCUCGAAGGUCUUCAACAUCUGAGGGACAUGGCUGUCACUAGUGGGCAGUGGCCAGCAUCACCAAAAGCUAGCAGAAGUGUUGUGUCUGCUGCUAAAGAGAAGAGAGAGAAUGGAGCUAAGAUUUACUGGAAAAAUUCUCCAGUUACUCACAGUGCCAAAAGCUAG